AUGGAGUCGAUUUCCAGCGGGAUCAGCGGCACCCGAAAUGCUGCCGGUGGCGUCCCUGGCCGUACUGCGCUGGACUUGCCAGUCUCGGAGCUGGUGUCAAAAUCUUUCUCGCCGGGGCCGCGACUCGCCCAGAGUCCGAGCGAGUCCCCAGCUCCAAAAUGCCACGCUGGGCGCCGCCCAGUCCCUGACCCGGACCGGGGCCCCCUCACGCCGGGCACCGCCCAGACCCUGACCUGGACCGGGGCCCCCUCACGCCGGGCGCCGCCCAGUCCCCGACCCGGACCGGGGCCCCCUCACGCCGGGCGCCGCCCAGACCCUGACCCGGACCGGGGCCCCCUCACGCCGGGCGCCGCCCAGUCCCCGACCCGGACCGCCCCUCCCGGGCACCCUGACCCGGACCGGGGCCCCCUCACGCCGGGCACCGCCCAGACCCUGACCCGGACCGGGGCCCCCUCACGCCGGGCACCGCCAGACCCCAACCCGAAGCGGGGCCCCCUCGCGCCGCCCAGACCCCAACCCAGAGCGGGGCCCCCUCACGCCGGGCGCCGCCCAGUCCCCGACCCGGACCGGGGCCCCCUCACGCCGGGCACCGCCCAGACCCUGACCCGGAUCGGGGCCCCCUCACGCCGGGCGCCGCCCAGUCCCCGACCCGGACCGGGGCCCCCUCACGCCGGGCACCGCCCAGACCCUGACCCGGAUCGGGGCCCCCUCACGCCGGGCACCGCCCAGACCCUGACCCGGACCGGGGCCCCCUCAUGCCGGGCACCGGCCAGACCCCAACCCGAAGCGGGGCCCCUCGCGCCGCCCAGACCCCAACCCAGAGCGGGGCCCCCUCACGCCGGGCGCCGCCCAGACCCCGAACCGGACCGGGGCCCCUCGCGCCGCCCACACCCCGACCUGGACUGGGGCCCCUCGAGCCGCCCAGACCCCUCCCGGACUGGGGCCCCUCGCGCCGGGUGCUGA
Messenger RNA from Caretta caretta (loggerhead turtle), 963 nucleotides. The record is from RefSeq and is a predicted model, not a curated record. Lineage: Eukaryota; Metazoa; Chordata; Testudines; Cheloniidae.